Messenger RNA from Aureobasidium subglaciale EXF-2481, 1134 nucleotides. RefSeq lists its product as uncharacterized. The transcript is spliced from 2 exons. NCBI's taxonomy places the organism in Eukaryota, Fungi, Ascomycota, Dothideomycetes, Dothideales, Saccotheciaceae. The coding region runs from base 1 to 1134 and encodes 377 amino acids. The record is from RefSeq and is a predicted model, not a curated record. Gene Ontology annotation, molecular function: oxidoreductase activity.
AUGAAGACUGCUCUGAUUCUCGCGUUUGUUGCCCUCUCGGCGAGUACCAAUGCCGGUCCUGGAGAAAAGCUACCAACAUCAGCUUCGCCGGACAUUCGCGUCGCUCAAGCACAACUCAAAACCCUAGUCUCUCACGCCGCUUACAUUGUAAAAGAGCGCAUUGCAUACACCAACGCCGUUCUCUGUCUUCAGAAAAAGACUGCUAGAUCUCCGGCCUCUUGGGCUCCUGGAGCAAAGUCACGAUACGAUGAUUGGGUAGCCACACACAUUGACCAAACGCUUCAAAUCCACUACACUGGCAACUUCCUCGGCUGGCAUCGCUAUUUUAUCUGGGAGUAUGAACAAGCUCUUCGUAACGAAUGCGGCUACAAGGGUACGCAGCCAUAUUUGAACUGGGGUCUCUCCGCCGCGUCAGGAAUGGAAGCGUCGCCGGUCUGGGACGGCAGCAAGACCAGUAUGAGUGGCAACGGGGCUUUCAUCAAUCAAUCCGGCCUCGAUGUCGUACUAGGCGGCAACGGUCUCCCAGAAAUCUACCUCCCGACUGGAACUGGAGGCGGAUGUAUAACCUCCGGCCCUUUUGUCAACAUGACUGUGAAUCUCGGUCCUGCUGCUCUUACCCUCCCUGGCAACAUCACAGAAGUCAAUCCAAACGGUCCUCUGAGCUAUAAUCCACGCUGUCUGAAACGCGAUCUCACAGAUGAAUUAAACCAGCGUUUCGCAAACUUUUCCGCCAUAAUCGAUAACAUCCUCGCUCCAAAAACCGUAUAUAAUUUCCAAAUGCAAAUGCAAGGUAUCCCCGGCAGUGGGAAUAUCGGCGUACAUGGAGGUGGCCACUACUCUAUGGGUGGCGAUCCUGGUCGUGACGUGUUCGUGUCACCGGGAGAUCCUGCAUUCUACCUUCAUCAUGGUAUGAUCGAUUUGGUGUGGACGGCGUGGCAGAUGUUGGAUCCUGAGAAUAGGAUUUAUGGUAAAAAUGCUAUUGCGGGGACGAAUACGUUUUUGAACCAACCACCUAGCGAGAAUACGACGCUGAACACAGGGAUCAGUAUUGGAUGGGCUGGGAGGGGUAUUAAUGUUACGAUGAGGGAUGUUAUGAGUACGGUUGGUGGGCCAUUCUGUUAUGUGUAUGCCUGA